Messenger RNA from Linum trigynum, 2679 nucleotides. The record is from the annotation of a GenBank genome assembly. NCBI's taxonomy places the organism in Eukaryota, Viridiplantae, Streptophyta, Magnoliopsida, Malpighiales, Linaceae.
GUAUAUUUGUAUAUGUAAAAUGUAGACCACAACAUAUGGAUGCCUAAUUUAGAUAAAUUUCAUACAUUACGACGGAUGAAAACUUGAAAGAAAGGUCAUUUCCAGCCUAUGAUAAUUGCUAAGAGACUAAGUCAAUUUACACAAACAAAACAAUUCAUUAACCCCAUACCAUUGUCAUAAAAUUUUGUUAGGUGAAUACUUCUAUACUAAUCGUAAGAUAAUUGUCUUAGUUGCAUGUAUUUUUAUUAAGGGUCAAUUAUAACUACGUAUUGAUUGUUAUAUUUUAUUCAUUAUAUAAAUUGCGAAUUGUUGCAUUAAUCGGAAAAUUUUCAUUGUCAAUGAUAAUGUGAUUUUAUAUUGGUUAAUCUGGCUAACCAAUUAACCAAACCGAUUAAACUUUAGUUUGGUUAAUUUGGUUGUUUUAUUAGUUUGGAUGGUUUGGUUAUGAUAUUGUAUUCCAUGGUUAAUGGAAUUUAGCCUUAUUUGGUUCGGUUAUAACCAUGAUAACCAUUUGAACACCCCUACUUGUCUUGUUGUUAAUGAAAGUUGAGAAAAGUUGGUGAAUUGCUUGACAAUUCAAAUGAAAUAAAUGAGUUUGAAUCAUCGUUUCGCCUUCUAGGUGUUCCUAGAGGUAGGCAUGACCAGCUUCAGCCGUGCAAUUGGGUUGCCUGCCCCGACUACAGCAUCACUUAAGUGGUGAUCGGGGAGGGUGUUUCACGGUACAAAAAAAGAUACAUACACAAGCUUAUAAUCGUUCGGGUUUGGGUUGGAUAGUAUGAAAAUCAUGCCCAUCCAUUACUCGUAAUAUUUGAGUUCGGAUUUUAAACCUAUUCACUAAGAAUCCUUGGAAUUAACGUUUACGCUACCCAAUCAAAUCGAAUUCAGACGAAAAUCCUUGCGGAUAUAGUUUGCCAUCCUACUAAACUCUCACAAUAAAAUAACCAAUUCUUUCCAUAGGAAUAAAAGAUAAAUUAAAAAAAAAUAGUGAAAAGAUAUUUGUAGUUUUGUACGGGUAAAAAUAGUCUAGAUAGGUGCCAAAAUGCGACCUUCCGCAGCGUUGGCGAAACACCAGCCUUCUUUAUAAUAAUACUCUUCUUUAUACACUUUCCUUCUUCCCAGCCAACUAUUCCUUCCCCUUCUUCGAUCCCCUCUCUUCUCCAACUUCUCUCCCUCCCUCCGAUUCGAAUCACCGCCCUCCGAUAUGGCGCUCUCUCACCUAUCCUCCACCAGAUCCAAUCGGCUCCUCCGCCCCCUCGCGGCCGCCGCCUCCUCCCUCUGCCGCCCAAUCUCCACCUCCACCGAGCCCCUCGUAAUCGAGACAUCCAUCCCCUUCACCCCGCACAAGUGCGAGCCGCCUUCCCGCUCCGUCGAGACCAACCCCCAGGAGCUCCUCACCUUCUUCCGCGACAUGGCCACCAUGCGCCGGAUGGAGAUCGCCGCCGACUCGCUCUACAAGGCCAAGCUCAUCCGAGGGUUCUGCCACUUGUACGAUGGCCAGGAAGCCGUCUGCGUCGGCAUGGAGGCGUCCAUCAAUAAAAAGGACUGCAUCAUCACCGCCUACAGGGAUCACUGCACUUUCUUGGGCCGCGGCGGGACUCUCCUCGAGAUAUUUUCCGAGCUCAUGGGUCGACAGGGUGGGUGCUCCAAGGGUAAAGGCGGCUCGAUGCAUUUUUACAAGAAGGAAUCUGGAUUCUAUGGUGGACACGGGAUUGUGGGAGCUCAGGUUCCCUUGGGUUGCGGCUUGGCCUUUGCGCAGAAGUAUAACAAGGACGAGAAUGCGACGUUUGCUUUGUAUGGUGAUGGUGCUGCCAAUCAGGGCCAAUUGUUUGAGGCUCUUAACAUAUCUGCUCUUUGGGACCUGCCAAUUAUCUUGGUGUGCGAGAAUAACCAUUAUGGCAUGGGCACUGCUGAGUGGAGGGCAGCUAAGAGCCCUUCUUACUACAAGCGUGGUGAUUACGUUCCUGGAUUGAAGGUGGAUGGCAUGGAUGUACUUGCUGUUAAACAAGCAUGCAAAUUUGCAAAGGAGCACGUGUUAAAGAAUGGACCCAUUAUUCUUGAGAUGGACACAUAUAGGUAUCACGGUCACUCCAUGUCUGACCCUGGUAGCACCUACCGUACCCGUGAUGAAAUCUCUGGCGUGAGACAGGAGCGUGAUCCAAUUGAAAGAGUUAGGAAGUUGGUACUGGGCCACGAUCUAGCCACUGAGAAAGAGCUAAAGGAUAUUGAGAAGGAAAUUAGGAAAGAAGUAGAUGAAGCCAUUGCCAAAGCCAAGGAAAGCCCGAUGCCAGAGCCAUCUGAACUCUUCACAAACGUAUAUGUCAAGGGUUUUGGAACAGAGUCGUUCGGAGCUGAUAGGAAAGAACUAAGAGCAACUCUUCCAUAAGAGCAGGCUACGGAAUUGUGGAUCACAAAUAAUGAAGCAUAUGUCUUCUCCCUGAGAAUUUUUUACUGUAUAGGAUCACGCUAUGGAUCCUCCCCUCUUGGUUCCUGGAAUUGUUGGUCCUUUUUAGUUUGUGUAGUUUUUCCAUUUUUACUCCAUUACCUUUAUCUGUGCGAUUUGCGAACAAACAGAAUGUAAGCAUUCCUAGUCUGAAUUCACAAAGGCAAUAUCUGGGUGAUUCUUUGAGGAGUAUUAUAUACACCAGUAUUGAAGAAAACAAAUCAAACAAGCAAGGACAC